Molecule: messenger RNA, 669 nt
Organism: Motacilla alba alba
Lineage: Eukaryota; Metazoa; Chordata; Aves; Passeriformes; Motacillidae
Product: pre-mRNA-splicing factor SPF27-like
Exons: 1
Biological process (GO): mRNA processing
Cellular component (GO): precatalytic spliceosome; catalytic step 2 spliceosome; Prp19 complex
Source: RefSeq, a predicted model, not a curated record
AUGUUGGGCCCGGGGCUGGUGGCCAGGGAUGUGGUGGUGGAUGCUCUGCCCUCCUUGGACCAGGGGUACGAGGCACGGGGCAUGCGGGAGGCAGCUGCAGCGCUGGUGGAGGAGGAGACGCAGUGGCACCAGCUGACCAAGAACUACCUCAGCUACCUGUCUGUGUACGCCUACAGCGCCUUCGAGACCGAGCUCAUGUGGAGGGAGUUUGAGUGUCUGGUGGCCUGGCAGCCCCUGGAACUACUCAGUAUGAAGAGGUAUGAGCUGCCCGCUGCAUCCUCUGGGCAGAAAAUCGACAUCAUGGCAUGGCAGGAGCACGUGAACAAUUCCAUGGCACAGCUGGAGCACCAGGCUGUGCGCAUCGAGAGCCUGGAGCUCAUGUCCCAGCACGGCUGCAACGCCUGGACGGUGUACGGCGAGCACCUGGUUCAUAUAAUAGAACAAGCCCAGAAAGAACUUCAGAAAUUGAGGAAAAACAUUCAAAACCUGAACUGGCAGAGGAAGAACAUGCAGCUCACAGCUGGGGCUAAGCUGUGAGAGAUGGAAUCCGCGUGGGUCUCUCUUGUCAGUAAAAAUUAUGAUAUUGUGCAGCUGGAAAAUGAAAUUUCACAAAUCAAGCAGCAGCAUGGGGAAGCAAACAAGGAGAAGAUCCAGCAAGACUUUCAGUGA